This is a messenger RNA of Alternaria atra, 1062 nucleotides long. RefSeq lists its product as uncharacterized. The record is from RefSeq and is a predicted model, not a curated record. NCBI's taxonomy places the organism in Eukaryota, Fungi, Ascomycota, Dothideomycetes, Pleosporales, Pleosporaceae. The coding region runs from base 1 to 1062 and encodes 353 amino acids. The transcript has 3 exons. Gene Ontology annotation, molecular function: dioxygenase activity.
AUGCCUAGCGCCGGCGAUGCACCUCCCAUCCUCGACUUCUCAAAUUUCUACCGAAGUGACCCAGCGUCCAAGCAACAGCUCGUAGACGACGUGCGAAACUGUUGUCUACACAAUGGUUUCUUCCAGAUCACGGGGCAUGCCGUACCGAUCGAGCUGCAAAAGAAAAUGAUGGACUGGAACAAGAAGUUCUUCGAUCUGCCACUGGAGGAGAAGAGCAAAGUGAACAAAGACACAACAAAUACUUGGAACCGAGGCUACGAGCUCCUCAAAUCCCAAAUGCUAGAAGAAGGCACAUCCCCCGAGCUAAAAGAAGGCUACUACAUUGGCGACGAAAUUCCAAAAACACACCCAUACUUCAUCAACAAGAAACUCAAUUCUGGCCCCAACAUAUGGCCCUCAGACUCGUCUCUACCGGACGUCCAAGACUUCAAAAAUACAUCUCUGGAAUACUACGCCCAAGUCGUUCAGCUCGCUAAAGACAUCCUAAAAGUCCUUGCCCUCACCCUCGAUCUGAGCGAAGACUACUUCGACGACUUCGCCAGCGGUGCCGUAGCAACAAUGCGCCUCCUACACUACCCCUCGCAGCCACCCGACAGCCCCGCGAAGCUCACCCGUGGGAUCGGCGCACACACAGAUUUCGGCUGCAUAACCAUUUUACUGCAGGACACGGUUUCUGGCCUGCAAGUCUACGAUUACACGACGAAAGAAUGGCUCGACGUCACCCCCACCCCUGGCGCUUUCGUUAUCAAUCUCGGCAAUUUGAUGAUGCGUUGGAGUAACGAUCGGUACAUAUCUAAUCUCCAUCGCGUUAUCAAUGUGAGUGGGGAGGAGAGGUACAGUAUCCCGGUGUUCUUCUCUGGAAACCCGGAUUAUGUGGUUAGCUGCCUUCCGAAAUGUAAACCGGAGGGGGAGCAGCCGAAGUGGCCUCCAAUUACAGUUGAGAAGGCGAUUCUGGGUGGGUACAGCGAUUCAUAUGGACGAGCGGAGAGGUGGAAGAGAGAUGAAGAGGCGAAGAAGAAGGGCGAGACUAUUGUUGGGAUACAGGAGGUCGCUGUUGCGUAG